CUCUGCAGAAGCCAGCGGCUCCAGCCAACAGCAUAAGAUGCAGCCCGGCUUCCCCUUCCUGCUGGCCCUUCUGUCCCUUCUGGGCUCAGACGCAGGGGACUUGGUGGACCUGACUCCUGAGCUGAGCCCCACCUCCGUGCUGCAAUCUGACUUCACUUCCAGCUUCACCUCUGGCUCCAAAUCCAGCAGCAACUGGAGCGCCAGCUCUGGUUCUGGCUCCAGGACCCAGUCAUUUUCCAAUUUCACCGGCUCCAAGGAUGACCGUGGGACCUGCCAGUGCUCCAUCACUCUACCAGACACCACCUUCCCCGUGGAGAGAGUGGAGCGCUUGGAAUACAGAGCUCACAUUCUCUAUGAGAAGUUCCAGAAAGAGCUUUCUAAAGUGAAGGAGUAUGUCCAAUUAAUCACUAUCUAUGAAAAGAAGUUCGUAAACCUAACUCUCCGGGUAGAGAUCAUGGAAAAAGAUUCCAUUUCUUACACUGAAUUGGACUUUGAGCUGAUCAAGAUAGAAGUGAAGGAGAUGGAGAAAUUGAUCAUCCAGCUGAAGGAUGGUUUUUCUGGGAGCUCAGAAAUUGUUGACCAGCUGGAAGUAGAGAUAAGGAAUAUGACUCUCCUGGUAGAGAAGCUCGAGACACUAGACAAAACCAAUGUCCUUGCCAUUCGCCGAGAAAUCUUGGCUCUGAAGAACAAGCUAAAGGAGUGCGAAGCCUCUAAAAGUGAAAACAUCCCUGUCGCCCCACCUGUUCCCGCUCCUGGGACCUGCACUCACGGUGGUGUGGUGAACAUCAGCAGACCCUUUAUAGUUCAGCUCAACUGGAGAGGGUUUUCCUACAAGUAUGGUGCCUGGGGUCGAGAUUAUUCUCCCGAGAAUCCAGACAAAGGGCAGUAUUGGGUGGCACCGUUGAAUCCAGAUGGGAGAAUGUUGGAAUAUUACCAACUCCACAAUACAAUGGAUGAUCUGCUAUUGUACAGACAUGCCAAACAGUCCCGAAUUACCUAUGGCCAAGGCAGUGGUACAGCAGUUUACAAGAAUAACAUGUAUGUCAACUGGUACAACACUGGCAACAUUGCCAAAAUUAACCUGACCACCAACACCGUCUCUGUGACUCAAAAUCUCCCCUAUGCUGCCUAUAAUAACCGCUUUUCAUAUGCUAAUGUUGGCUGGCAAGACAUUGACUUUGCUGUAGAUGAGAGUGGAUUGUGGGUGAUUUAUUCCACUGAAGCCAGCACUGGUAACAUGGUGAUUAGUAAACUCAAUGACACCACCCUUUUGGUGCUAAACACUUGGCAUACCAAGCAGUAUAAACCAUCUGUUUCUAAUGCCUUCAUGAUAUGUGGGGUUCUGUAUGCCACCCGUACUCUGAACACCAGAACAGAAGAGAUUUUCUACUACUAUGACACAAACACAGGGAAAGAGGGCAGACUAGACAUUAUAAUGCAUAAGAUGCAGGAAACUGUGCAAAGCAUCAACUAUCAUCCUUUCGACCAGAAGCUUUUUGUCUAUAAUGAUGGCUACCUUCUGAAUUAUGAUCUCAUCUUCAAGCAGGAGCCCCACUAAACUGUUCAGGUUGUCGGGUGAGAGAGAAAUAAAAUGUUUGUUGAAAAAAAUGGUCUUAAAAAAAUGUAAACAUGGUCUUCUCCACUUAUUUAGAUACCUGCAGUGCAAUCCUGGAGUGUAUUUGCUUAGUUCCAGUAUUUGGGAGCAUAGUUCUACCACACUAGAGACUUAAGAUAUUUGCCCUGAUUUGAUAAGUUGUCUUGGAAGCCAUCUGCCUCCUGGGAUGCAUUUCCUUACUGAAGUAAGAUCCUUCCAGGGUGGGAUUGUCAUGGGC
This is a messenger RNA of Rhinolophus ferrumequinum (greater horseshoe bat), 1832 nucleotides long. RefSeq names its product olfactomedin 4 (gene OLFM4). Lineage: Eukaryota; Metazoa; Chordata; Mammalia; Chiroptera; Rhinolophidae. The record is from RefSeq and is a predicted model, not a curated record. Gene Ontology annotation, biological process: signal transduction. The transcript has 5 exons. Bases 38 to 1558 code for a protein of 506 amino acids.